This is a messenger RNA of Daldinia decipiens, 2429 nucleotides long. RefSeq lists its product as uncharacterized. Lineage: Eukaryota; Fungi; Ascomycota; Sordariomycetes; Xylariales; Hypoxylaceae. The transcript has a single exon. The record is from RefSeq and is a predicted model, not a curated record. Bases 702 to 1784 code for a protein of 360 amino acids.
CCAAGGACGUCGAGGGAAUAAUUAAUUAUACCUAAUUAUUUUGUGCUAGGGAACUUGGCCAGCUUGGUAACAAUCCAAAAGUCCGUGUCGCGGCUUGGACGAAUAGAAUGUCUUGUUGAUGAGGACCAAUAACCUACCUGGCAGUCUGAGCAGCUAGGACAAGGGUCUAAGGCUGGAUAUUGAGCUGAUCAACAUACAUAGGUAGACUCCCCUCCCCUGUCGAGCCAUGGAACCGGAUACAUACUUGUAACACGACCUCUGCCGUAUAAACUUUAGCAGCCCGUAACAGGCCGUAGUUAACCAAAUAUAGUCAUGAUGGACAUUGUGUAAUAUGGGGCGCUGUUUCGUCCAUGCACGAUGUCCUCUCUUAUUAUUGGACACGACAGCUGGCUUUUGACAGGCCUUUAAGGCUGAAGGAAAAGUAAAUUACCGGUGUUGUUGCUGCUGCGGUGACGGUCUUCUCCGUGUUCACUGAUUCAUUCAGGCACCGUUUUUUUCUUUCUCAAUUCUCAUUUUUUCCCUCUUUUCAAUCUUUUUGUUUUUUUUCCUAUCUUGUAGCGUCCGACCAACCCCUCUUAAGCGGUCCUCACCGCCGAGCGUUGCGAACGCGACUAGUUAGUUAGAAGUCCUGGAUUGUCGAGUCGAGUAUCCACCGCACUACACUAUACCGCACCUAAAUAACAAGCAGCCAGCCGGUCAGGAUGAGGUGGUUCCUGACGUUACCGACCUCGCUGUUGCUCAGCAUCGCGUUGCAAACCCAAGUUUCAUUGGCCAUUGUUAACGACUUCUCGGCGUACCCCGAGGACUCGCAGCAAUGCCUAAACGACGCGGCCGACGCCAGCAAAUGCACGGGUAACACGGGAAACGAAAUGAACAGGUGCCUGUGUGCCAAUAAGGGAAACUUCAUCUACAAUACCGCCGAGUGUGUCGCCAAAGAAAGUCCCGCCGAUCUUAAUGCCGUCUACGAUACCAUGGAGUUCAACUGCGCCGGCACGGGCGUCACCAUCGCCGUCUCCAAGCAGGCCUUCCUCUCACAAGCCGCCGCCGCCACCGCCACCGCAACGACGUCUUCCGCUACGCCAACAUCUACUUCGCCAACAUCCACCUUGCCAACUUCCGCCUCGCCGACUUCCGCAUCGGAUUCUCCCACGGCAUCACCCACAUCCUCCGACUCCCCCUCCGGAGGCAGCACCCUCUCCUCAGGCGCCAAGCUCGGAUUAGGCGUAGGCAUCGGCUUCGGUAGCGCAGCGCUCGGCCUGCUAGGCUGGUUCGUAUUCGCAUACUCGCGCCGUCGGCGGGCAGACCCGGCCGCCGCCGCCGCCGCCGCCGCCAACAACUCGCCACACCAGCACGACGUGGAGCUCUCGCCCAACGCAGCCUACACCAUGCACAACAACGGCAGCAGCCUGUACGCGCCGUCGCCGCUAACGCCCUCGCCCGCGUACGCGCACUACAACACCCAGUUCGGCGGCGUCGCGGAACUAAGCCCCGCGACCGUGCAUAGCGGGUGCAAGGAACUGCCCGCCGACUACUACGGCGGCGGGGAUAAGAAAAACGGCAGUGGAGGAGGAACUGGCGGGGGUUACAAUUACAAGCGCUCCUCCGGCGUGCCGCUUCUCGCAGAACUAGAAGACGGCCGCGCGAGCUCGCCGGCGCCCGUCGAGUUGCCGGGGAGCGAGGUAUACAACGAUACUAGCAGCGUGCAUACGCCGACGCGUAAUUCGCAGAGCCCGGAGGGCGGAUAUCGGGAUCAGGGGCUGGGGAAUGGACAUGGAGCAGGAUGAUGAGAUGAGAUGAGAUGAGAUGAGAUGAGACGAGAGAUGGAUGUGAUGAGUUGAGUUGAGUUGCGCUGAGUUGAGUUGAGAAAAAGAAAAAAAGAAGAAAGAGCGUUCCGAUACCGAAUAUCCGAAUACUAAUGCCCACAUUGAGUUUCAAUUCAUUCCGACGUGCAGGAUUCCAACGCGCCAAGAUGACUAAUACAUCUAGUUCAUAUUUACAUAUUACAUAUUACGUAUAUAUACCUACCUAACCUAACUUAUCUACGAUAUAAGCCGAUACAAACCUAUUGACGUAAUGACAUUGGACGAGGUCGGCGAUAUAACGGACAUUUACAUUUACCAAAUUAAACAUAUCAAGUGCGCAGAGCACAGCAGCGAGACUACGAUUCGAGAAAGAUUAUCAUAUCAUAUCAUAUUAUACCAUAUUAUACCAUUAUUAUAAAGGCAGCGUCCCUGAGUCUAAAGAAAAAGAAAAAGGGAAACAUAUACACAUAAGUAUGUUAGGGUAUAUAUUGCUAUACAGUUUGCAUAUAUUUCUUUUGUAGCGUGCAUAUACGAGUGGGAAUAGGCAGUUGGCUGAAACCGCUUUGUUCCCGAGAUAUAUAUAUAUUAUAGUUAUUACUACAUAGAAAUUAUCGUCGUACAGUUUUC